UCCGUGUGAGCUUUUCCCAAAACAUUCCAUAAAAAGAAAUACUCUUCUAAAACCGCCAUCAGCAUCAGAUCACAAACCACACCGAUGACCAAAACUUAGCCCUCCUCUACUCUCUCUCUACAUCACAUCUUCAACGCAUUCCAUUCGCGAAAUCCCCAAAAAGCCACUGUGUUCUGUGGGGUGGUCUGAAGGAGGGGAGGAGAUGAACAGCCACAAGUUCCAAAUCUUCGACUCUCUUCCGGCGUAGUAAAUAGCGCCGAACCCUUUUCACAUGGCGAAGCGCGUGUACGAACUCUGGAAAGGAAGCAAUGAUUGGGAGUUGGAAGAGGUGAGCAUUUUCUUGGAUCAAUUGUAUUGGCAGGAAGGAAUUGGCAGGGGUUAUGACAAUUUGAUUUGGAUUCCCUCUUCUCACGGUCAUUUUGAAAAGUUCUUCCUUGGUGGGAGGGUGAUAUUUGGGCCAGAUGCCAGAUCAUUGCUUGUCACCUUAUUGUUGGUCAUCGUUCCUGUUGUUAUCUUUUGUGUAUUUGUUGCAAGGCAUCUCCGCCAUGAAUUUUCUCCACAUAAUGCAGGAUAUGCAAUUCUGGUGCUGGCAAUUGCCUUUACUAUCUAUGUGUUGGUGAUUCUUUUUCUUACUUCAGCCCGGGAUCCGGGAAUUGUUCCCCCUAAUUCACAUCCGCCAGAGGAAGAAUUACGUUAUGACACUUCGAAUUCAGUGGAGGUUGGGGGAAGACAAACACCAAGCCUACAGUUUCCUCGAACAAAAGAAGUUAUGGUCAAUGGUCUUCCUGUCAGGGUUAAAUAUUGUGACACCUGCAUGCUAUAUCGGCCUCCACGUUGCUCGCACUGCUCUAUUUGCAACAACUGUGUGGAGCGAUUUGAUCACCAUUGUCCUUGGGUGGGCCAAUGCAUUGGAAUGCGCAACUACCGUUACUUCUUUCUCUUUGUUUCAUCUUCAACGCUUCUUUGCAUUUAUGUGUUUGCCAUGUCAGCUUUGUACAUAAAGUUCCUGAUGGAUGAUCAUCAAAGCACAGUUUGGAAGGCAAUGAAAGAAUCUCCUGCCUCAGUGAUAUUAAUGGCAUAUUCAUUCAUUUCUUUGUGGUUUGUUGGCGGACUCACUGGCUUCCAUUUGUACCUUGUAAGCACAAACCAGACUACGUACGAGAAUUUCCGGUACAGAGCUGACAACAGGAUCAAUGUGUACGACAGAGGUUGUUUGAAUAAUUUCCUAGAAGUAUUUUGCACGAAGAUAAAGCCUUCGAGGAACAACUUUCGAGCCUAUGUACAAGAGGAGGUACAAAGGUCUCCUAUGCCGUCCACCACCCGGGAAAACGUAAUUGAGGGUUUGGCCGAGAAUCGACGCAUGAAGGUAGAGGAUGAUCUAGAGAUUGGUGGAGAUCUACUAAAGAUUUCACAGCGUCAUAAUAUUGAAGAUAUUGAAUCAGACAUACGCAGCAGGGGGAGCGAUGUGACUCACCAUAAUUCCUCAGAGGCUUAUUCUGUUUUGGGAUCAGAUCGGCGAGCUCCCACCAUCCAAUCAGAAACACGGCACUCAAGUUUGGGAAGGAGAAGUGGGAGCUGGGAAAUUGCACCGGAGGUCCUUCCUAGCAACUCCGUGGUCACUGAGAGCAGAAACUAUGCUGCUCCAAAUGAAGUACACCAUUGAGAGUGUAGCAAUUACAUCUGAUUUAAAUGCGCAUGAGGUGUCUGCGUGGUUGAUAUUAUUGUGGCGAAUGCUCCAUUUCUGCUCUGGGCGAUGUUGCUGUCGAUUAGAACGCUACUUUAUGCUGCAGGGAGUCAAAUUAACUCCCUUUUAAGGGGAAAAAAUUUCUGUAAUUCCUUUUUUUUUUUUUUUUUUUUUUUUUACUUCCUCUUUUCCUUCUCUGGAAUGCUAGCUCGUCUUCUUUUAGAAAGCAGUCAAUAGGAAUGUGUGUAAUUGUUUGAGAAGAAUAGGGAUUAGUGUUUUUAUUUCUAUUUUUCUUUUUCACUCUCUUGAUCUUGCUUGUUGAUGUGGAUUGAAUUUGUAGUGAUGAUUCUGUGUAAACAAAUACCUCCUUGGGAUUUGAAUUUUUUACUAUUCUUCCAUACUGUAAAUGUGUGCCCCUUGAGAAAACUUUUGGUA
This is a messenger RNA of Cornus florida, 2119 nucleotides long. RefSeq names its product protein S-acyltransferase 8. The record is from RefSeq and is a predicted model, not a curated record. Gene Ontology annotation, biological process: protein targeting to membrane; peptidyl-L-cysteine S-palmitoylation. The coding region runs from base 272 to 1663 and encodes 463 amino acids. Gene Ontology annotation, molecular function: protein-cysteine S-palmitoyltransferase activity. Gene Ontology annotation, cellular component: Golgi apparatus; endoplasmic reticulum. The transcript is spliced from 6 exons. Lineage: Eukaryota; Viridiplantae; Streptophyta; Magnoliopsida; Cornales; Cornaceae.